GACCAGCUAAAGUCUUACACAGCAUGUCGUCUCCCCGGAGGUGCCUCCUCACCGUCCAAACUGUGGGAACUCCUUGUCAACGAGCGAUCUGGGCAGGGCGAGCUGCCCUCCUCUCGAUUCAAUGUGGACGCCUUUUACCAUCCCAAUGGAUCCAACCGGCCAGGAAGUAUGCACAUGAGGGGUGGGUAUUUCUUGCAGGAUGAGGAUAUCCGCAGCUUUGAGAACGAGUUCUUUGGCAUCAACAACCUGGAGGCCAAGUACAUGGAUCCUCAGCAACGAAAGCUCCUCGAGGUGGUCUUUGAGUGUUUUGAGAGUGCUGGUCUGCCGCUCGAAAAGCUGUCGGGUGCGAACGUUGGUUGCUACGUGGGCAAUUUUACCGUGGACUUUCAGCUCAUGCAGCUGCGUGAUGCUGAAUACCUACACCGGUACACGGCUACAGGAAUGGGCACGUCGAUCCUGAGUAACCGAAUCAGCCAUGCAUUCAAUCUCAAGGGUCCCAGCCUGGUUAUUGAUACAGCCUGUUCUUCUUCUCUCUACUGCCUUCACAUCGCUUGUGUGGCUCUGCAAGCCGGCGAAUGUGAGGGGGCGAUUGUGGCAGGGGCCAACCUCAUCCAAACCCCCGAGCAACAUUUGGCCACCAUGAAAGCGGGCGUGUUAUCGCCCACCUCGACAUGUCACACUUUCUCUGACACUGCCGAUGGGUAUGGUCGGGCAGAUGGAGUGGGUGCUCUAUAUCUCAAAAGGCUUGGGGAUGCCCGCCGAGAUGGCGAUCCCAUUCGAUCCAUCAUCCGAGCAAGUGCUAUCAACGCGAAUGGAAAGACGGCAGGCAUCACACUGCCCAGUAGUCUCGGGCAAGCAGAAGUCAUCCGCAAGGCGUACACCAAGGCCGGCCUGUCCCUCGACGAAACCACCUAUAUUGAAUGUCAUGGCACUGGAACUGCGGUGGGCGAUCCGAUUGAAGUCGAGGCUGUGUCCAUAGCGUUCAGGCGUCCAGAAGGGUCUGCGCCUAUCUUGAUUGGAUCGGUCAAGUCCAACCUGGGACACAGCGAAGCAGCCAGUGGUAUCUCCAGCGUCAUCAAGGGUACCCUGGCGCUCGAGCAUGCCUUUAUUCCCCCCACCAUAGGCGUUCAACGACUGAGUCCCAAGAUCAAAUCGAGCAAAUGGAACGUACAAGUGGUGACAAAGGGUCGUGAAUGGCCUGGCGCGGAAUCCACCAAUGUUCGCCGCAUGGGCGUCAAUUCGUUUGGGUACGGAGGAGCCAAUUCUCACAUCAUUCUAGAGGGGGCAUCCUCGCUCCUACAGGGUCUGCCAUUUCCUAAGCAACAGGCCCGCCCUUCCCAGAAACGCACCACCUUUUUGUUCCCCUUAUCAGCCAGCACCCCGGCGGCUCUGGCAGCCCGGUGCCAAGAUCUGGCCAGCUAUGACCUUUCAAGCAAAUCGCUCGCCGACCUUGCGUAUACACUGGGAGAGCGCCGAUCCCAGCUCCGCACUCGUGGGUUCGUAGUGGCCAGCCAGGCUACCUUACAAAAGAAACUGACCGAGGGAGACCUCGUCACAUUGUCCGGGGUCGCCCCGGAGCCCCCUUCCCAGUACGCAUUUGUGUUUACGGGCCAGGGGGCACAGUGGCCUCAGAUGGGCGCUGACCUUCUCCUCGAAUUUCCCGUCUUCUGUGCUGCCCUGGCGGAUCAAGAUGCCGUGCUGCAGUCCUUGCCCAACCCGCCGUCAUGGACUCUGAGCGAUUCUAUCCUCGAACCUCCCGAGACCAGCCAGAUCCACGACGCAAGCCGAUCGCAGCCUGUGUGUAUUGCCGUGCAAGUAGGCCUCGUCGAUCUUUUGUGGUCGUGGAAUAUUCGUCCCGCUACCGUCCUGGGUCACUCGUCCGGGGAGAUCGCGGCUGCAUAUGCGGCAGGUCACUUGUCUCGCGCGCAAGCCAUUUUAGUCGCCUACUAUCGUGGCCUGGCUAUCAAGUCUUUACCGACCGUGGGGUCCAUGGCUGCCGUCGGGCUGUCCAGUGACGCGGCCAGCGUAGAGAUCGCUCGGGCCCAGCUCCAAGGCCAGAUCGUUGUUGCCUGCAUCAACUCCCCAGAGAGUGUCACCCUGUCCGGAGACGAACCGGCGGUCGAUGCCAUAGUCGCCACCCUGCAAGCCCGCAAUAUAUUCGCGCGAAAGCUCAAGACGGGCGGUCGCGCAUAUCACUCUCAUCAUAUGCUGGCCAUUGGGGGCGAAUAUGAGACCCUGAUGGGAGUCGCCUUCAGUGAUCACCGCAUCCCCUCUUUCCAGUAUGCCCGAGGGGCCUCAUUCUUCUCCUCUAUUACCGGGCAGCUCAAGGUCGAUGGCUUCACGGCCGCAUAUUGGCGAGAAAACUUGGAAAAGCCGGUGCGCUUCGUUGACGCUGUCAGCCGGGUGGCCCAGUCCGGGCGCCAUCAGAUGAUCGAGCUGGGCCCUCAUUCCGCCCUCGAGUUGCCCAUCAAGCAGAUCCGUGCCCAGCUACAACUCUCGGCAGAUCAGCUUCCAUACAUCAGUGCGCUUAUCCGAGGUCAAAAUUCCACAGAAAGCGUGCUCUCACUGGCGGGACAGCUCUGGCUGAACAACCAUCCGAUUCAAAUGUCCCUGGUGAACCAUCCCGUCUACUACAAGGGCAACGCUGGCGGCCUGCGACCCCAGGUUCUCCAUGACCUUCCGCCAUAUCGCUGGACAUACGAUACUCUCCUCUGGAACGAAUGUCGGCAGAGCUCCGAGUUCCGCCACCGCCAGCACCGUCGGCAUGAGAUCCUUGGCUCCAAAGUCCCAGCGGGCAAUGCGACCGAGCUGGUGUGGCGCAAUCUGCUGCAUAGCGACGAUGUCCCGUGGCUACUGGAUCACUCUCUGGAGAAAACGGCUGUCUUCCCCGGGGCCGGAUACUUGGCCAUGGCUGCGGAGGCACUGGGUCAAGCUCUCGGCCAGGCCCACUUCGCUGGUCAUACAAUUCAAUUUCAGAAUGUCCAUUUCUUGUCCGCGUUGGCUGUGCCCAGUUCCCAAGCCCCUCCCGUCGAACUCUUCACCAGUCUGCGUCAGACCCCUCAUACCAAAACGGUCUCGUCCAGCAUCUGGUGGGACUUUAGCAUUUCCACCUACGAAGAAGGAACCGCCACCGUUCGGGCCACAGGAUCGGUCAGUCGAUUGGAUUCUCAAGAGGCCCUCCGUCCAGUGUGUGACAUCAACCCGGCUGUGCUCCGGCCCUCCACGGCCGGGGCCUGGUACGAACGCUUUGUUGGUGAGGGGUUGAACUACGGUAAAGCCUUCACCUCCAUCAUGGACGUGUCGGUGCCUUGCUCCCCCACCGAGAGGGCUUGCCGCGCACAGGUCCGCUUCACCCAGCAAUCUCCGGGCAACGAGGGCUAUGAAGCCGAGUACCCCUUCCACCCGAUCCUUCUAGAUGCCAUGGUUCAAGCCGGCAUUAUCGCCACCAGUGCCGGUUGCACACAUGAGAUGAAAGCCUUUGUCCCUACCGCCAUCCGCUGGGCCACGUUUCGAGUGCCAGGCCCCGUCAGUCCGGAGACUAAGUGCUCCAUCAACGCCACCGCGUCGCCCGUCGGCUUCGGUGCCGCUGGCUUCCAGGCCGAUCUAGUCACCUCAGAGAACCAAGUAAUGGCUCAGAUCGAAUGGGGGCGUCUCCGCCAGUAUGAGCCAAAUCGCACGAAGGCCCCUAUCGCCCGUCACCCCAUGCUGCGGGUUCUGUGGAAACCCAAGAUCUAUGGCCUGGAGUUCAUGCGAGAUCUGGACUUUGCUCGCUAUCUGGACAGCUUCGUGGGAGAAACCGGCUCCUCCACCAUGGCCGACGAGGGCUUGUUGAAAUUAAUGGCAACGAUCCACCUGCUCUCGCAUCGCAACCCCCGUCUACGCAUCCUAGAACUGGGAUCUGAUGACUAUGGAUUUACCCUUGCCGCGUUAGCUCUUCUAUCUGCUGACAACGACUACCGCCAUCUCGCCUUCUACAGUACCGGGUACCUUGAUGAGGAACGCCACCUGCACGCGGCUGACUGGGAUCUCAAGGCACACAAGCCAACGGAGACAGAGAGCUUCCCAGUUGUGACUGAUGGCCAGAAGCAGUGGGAUUUGAUCGUGCUGCCAGCCACGCCCUCCGCCACCAGGUACAUGCGCGACCACCUGCACCGCCUUACCAAGUUUCUCUCCUCCGAUGGCGUGGUACUGGCUAAGCCGAUUGUGGGUACAUGGCUGGGCGAGGACAGUUCAAGUGACUAUAAUGCGCUGCGCUCGAGGCUUACCAACGGGGGCGAGGAGAUUCUGCUAGCGAGGUCCCCCACGGCCUCAUCAUUGCCCGAGGUGGCCAAGAACAAACCUCUUGUCGUCAUUGAAAAGGACCCUAGUGCGCUGGGCGAUUCCUUGGUCGCAAUCAAGGGGGCGACGCGCCUAGCUUUUGAUCGGAUCGCUGCGGACUCCGAGACACUUCUGCGCGGCGCUACGGUCAUCUCGCUGAUCGAAGUAAGCCACCCUCUCCUGGCUACCAUCAGCGAUAAUGAGAUGGGCGCCAUCAAAGUCAUCACCGAUAACGCCUCGACCCUCGUCUGGGUCACUAACGGUGACAUUAUGAGUGGGACACGUCCGGACUUUGCCCUGGCAUCCGGGCUAUCCCGAGCGCUGAUGCUCGAACAGCCCUCGUUGCGGUUUCUGACGUACGACAUUGACGAUCCCACCAGGGACCCGUCCCGGUCAACCCACAAUCUUAUGCAGACCCUGCUGGAGAUAAAUGAGCCUCUCGCUGACUUUGAGUACGUGGAGAAGAAUGGAGUGGUACAUAUCAGCCGCUUUAUCCCGGACGACGACCUCAACCGCGAGUUCCGCCAGAGGCAAGGGUCCGAAAUGGUCGAGCUGUCCCUGCAGGAGGCACGGCCAGUGCAGCUGGCGCUGGACCAGCCCGGUCAGCUCGACGGCAUCUAUUUCAAGCAGAUUGGGCUUCCUAGGACUCUGGCACCCGACGAGGUGCAGGUCCAGGUCAAGGCUGUGGGGCUGAACGCCAAAGAUGUCUACGUGCUAGCGGGCAAGGUCGACAGCCGCGAUGCCACCUGCACGCUUGAAUAUAGCGGGGUCGUGGAGCGGGUUGGCGAUGAAGUCGAGGGCCUCCGGGUUGGUGACCGGGUGGUGGCCAUGGCCCCGGGCCAUUUCCGAUCCUCCGAGAUUGUCCCCCAGUGGGCGUGCCAGAAGCUGAGAGAGGAUGAGGAUGAUGCAACGAUGUGUACCCUCCCCCUGGUGUACUCCACAGCCAUCUAUGCACUGAUGAUGCGGGCUCGUCUGCAACCGGGGGAGUCGGUGCUGAUCCACUCGGGCGCGGGUGGAGUGGGCAUUGCCGCCAUCCAAAUCGCGCAGGUCAUCGGGGCGCUGAUCUACACCACCGUGUCGACCGAGGCCAAGAAGCAAUUCCUGGUCACCAACUUCGGCAUCGACCCCGGCCACAUCUUCACCUCCCGGGACGACUCGUUCGCGCGCAACAUCCUCGCCGCCACGGACGGCAAGGGCGUGGACGUGGUGCUGAACUCCCUAACAGGCGACCUCCUUCACGCCAGCUGGCGCUGCUGUGCCGCCUUUGGCCGCUUUAUCGAAAUCGGCAAGCAUGAUCUGGCGGACGACGGCCGCCUGGAGAUGAAUCGCUUCCUUCACAACGCCACUUUCUCGGCCUUUGACUUGGCGGAUCUCUACUACCACCCGCGCGAGUCCUACCGCGAGCUGUGGUCGGGUCUACUCAGCCAGGUAAUUGAUCUCUACCGGUCCCGCCGGAUUGCCAAGGUCGAGCCCAUCCGCGUGUUCAGUGUGUCGGAGAUAAGCAACAGUCUACGGUAUUUCUCGUCGCGCAACCGUAUCGGCAAGGUGGUAGUGAGCCUCGAGAGCGAAUCCACCACCAUCCCCGUGCAAAUCCUCAAAUACCGGACCACCUUCUCGCCCAGUAAGACGUAUCUCAUGGUCGGAUGUCUGGGUGGACUGGGCCGUAGCAUGGCCAAGUGGAUGAUGUCGCGGGGCGCGAGAAAGUUCGUCUUCCUUGGCCGGUCAGGCAUGGACAAGCCCAGUGCGCGGCAACUCAUUGAGGAUCUCGCCCUGCAUGGUGCGCAGUGCAAGGUCAUCCGUGGCGACGUGUGCAACCGGGCUGAUGUCGAGGCUGCCGUUGCAGCCGUGGAUGGAUUGAUAGGAGGCGUGAUUCAGGCUGCCAUGGGUCUUAGCGAAGCCAUUUUCACCGCCAUGUCAAACAAACAAUGGCACACGGGCAUUGACCCCAAGGUGCGCGGAUCAUGGAAUCUGCACCACGCCAUCAAGGGCAAGGACCAAGCACUAGAGUUCUUCCUAAUGACGAGCUCCGUAUCCGGCAGCGUCGGCACCGCCACCGAGUCCAAUUACUGCUCUGGCAACUACUUUCUGGACACCUUCGCGCGGUAUCGUCGAGAACAGGGGCUCCCAGCACAAGCAAUCGGUCUGGGCAUGAUCACCGGCGUCGGCUAUCUCCACGACAACCCGGACAUCCAGGCGCUGCUAGUCCGCAAGGGCAUCCAAGCCAUCACUGAGGACGAGCUUCUCCAAAUGCUCGACAUUACCCUCUCCAACAACCACCUCACCAUCCCUCAUCCAGUCGACCACGGGGCCAACGCCCACGUCCUCACCGGCCUCGAGCCCUUCGGCCUCAUGGCCCUCCGUCAAAAGGGCUUCCAAGUAACCAAUCUCACAUUCCGAGAUCCUCGUGCCGCGAUCCUCUCCCGUGUCAUGGACGACGACGACGCCGCCGCCGCCUCGAAGCCAAAAGACGCAUCAGCCCCCCACCCAGAGCUAGAAGAGAAUCUGCCGCUACCCGAAGCCAUUCAACGAAGUCUAGCCCGGCGAUUGGGCAACUUAGUUCUCCUCCCGCUGGAGAAAGUGCAUGUGAACAAACCGUUGGCGCAGUUUGGCAUGGACAGUAUGAUUGCGUCUGAGUUCCGGACUUGGCUAUUUCGCGUUUUCGACGUGGAUGUUUCGUUCCUCGAGUUGUUGAGUAAGACGGUCACGGUGGCUUCGUUGGCUAAGACAGUGAUGGAGAAGGUUGAGAGGCGUCCAGAAUCCUAAGGUGUCUUCCUUCUUCGUCUGUAUUUGAAUUUGGGAAGGAGUGAAGGUACCAAAGAACCAAAGAAUAUAUAGAUAGAGGAAGGGGGAGAGAACGGACUACUCAGAAAAUGAAAUUGAUGUCUUUCUUUUUCCCUUUCUUUCCUUCUUUAGACAUACUAACAGGAUAAUAGGAGAUAGAGGAGGGGAAACAUAGAUGUAACAAGAAAUACCUCAUACUCCAGAAGAACAGAAUAGUCUAUAA
Aspergillus sclerotioniger CBS 115572 is the source of this 7321-nucleotide messenger RNA. Its product is annotated as type I polyketide synthase. Bases 169 to 7080 code for a protein of 2303 amino acids. Gene Ontology annotation, biological process: secondary metabolite biosynthetic process; fatty acid biosynthetic process. NCBI's taxonomy places the organism in Eukaryota, Fungi, Ascomycota, Eurotiomycetes, Eurotiales, Aspergillaceae. Gene Ontology annotation, molecular function: fatty acid synthase activity; 3-oxoacyl-[acyl-carrier-protein] synthase activity; oxidoreductase activity. The record is from RefSeq and is a predicted model, not a curated record. The transcript is spliced from 5 exons.